UUUUUUCAUGUUCUUCCUGAUAUGUUAGUGAAAAGUAUACACCCUCUGUGGCCUGACAGAGAACCUGACUUACCUGAACUGAAGCCAUCAACUUAAUGAAUCUGUACACAGAAAUAACCUAUACUCGAUGACAGAUCAUAAAAAUGUCACAGAGAGCCUGUGCCAUCAUCGAGCAUCAAGGCAGGAUACACCCUGAACAGAGUGCCAACCCAUCACAGGGCACACACACACUCAUUCACUCACACACUACAGGCAAUUUAGAGAUUCCAAUCUCCAAUCAGCCUAGAGGAAGGAAACCCACCAUGCGCAGGAAGAACAUGCAAACUCGACACACACAGUGAGCGGGAGUGAGACUUGACCCCAGGAUGCUGGAGGUGUAAGGCGAACAUACUGACCACUAAGCAACCGUGCCACCUGAAAUCAUCAUAUACUGAAUAGCCCAUAAUAUUGACUUAAUAUAAUUAUAGUUUGAAAAUGAUUAGCAAUUAGCAACAUAUACUUCAAAAGAUUAUGUACAAAAUAUAGUAAAUAGUAAAAAAAAAAUGUGGUUACAAUGUCCAUAGUGAAGCAUGGUGUUAGUAGCAUCAUGUUAAAGCAUUACACUUGCUUCUGGACUUUGGAUAGUUUACUGCCCCCAACCCAGCCCACCUUUAUCCCCCACUCACAUACUUGAAUAUUAUGUGCUAUUGUUAUGAUAUAAAAUCCUAGUUUAGUCUAAUUCAGCUCCAGGUUGUUGUACAUUCAACUAAUUUGGGUACUUUAAAAUCCUUUAUAAUAGUCCUAGGUACAUUUAGGUUGAUUUGCUGUGUUUUGCUUCUAUAAACAGAACAAAAUUGUGACCGAAAUUGAAAAGUGAACGUUACAUGGCAGGUGUAAUAAAUUUUGGCAUUAAUACAACCAUGGCAAGUGGAUCCUCACCAAAGGCUCCAGAGUGCAGGAUUGUACUGCUGGGAAAAGCUGGAGCUGGAAAGAACAGAGUAGCCGGAGUCAUCAUGGGAGACAGAACGCUGAAUGAAGAGAGUGAAGAGUGUCUUUUACAUGAAGGUGAACAGGAAGGAAGGAAGAUCUACGUAGUGAACACACCAGGAUGGGACAGAAUUUCUAUAGAGUGCACUACAAAGGAAAUUAAAAAUGAAAUCAUCCGAAGUGUGACACUUUGUCCUCCAGGUCCCCAUGCGCUGGUUCUGGUGAUACCCAUAAACCAUGAAGAUGAACUAUCUGUAAAUGAACUUGAAUCAGCAAGUCGACACAUGGAGCUGCUCUCUAAAAGAGUCUGGCAUCACACUGUGGUGCUUUUCUUGUGUAAAGGACAUGUGGAGGAAUCCACAAUGAAAAAACACUUUCAGAAAGCAGAAAAACUCUUGGAGAAGUGUGGAGGCAGACAUUGUGUUAUGCGUCUGAGUGAAUCUGAAACCCCGGUCCCAGGGCUCCUUGAAGAGAUAGACAGCAUGGUGGAAGAAAAUGCUGGGGAUUUCUUUCUGCCACAGGUUUACUAUGAAGUGAUGCAGAGCAAGAUAUCAGCCAAAGAAGAUACACAGAAGAAAACAAAUGAACAGCAGGUUGAAGAAAAAGUAGAAGAGAAAGGUAUGCUUAGGCAGAGACGUGGAAGCCUCCAGUUGGAACAACCUAAUAUGACUACAAAUACAGAAAGUUCAAAAAGUCUCAAAGCUUCUGAGGCCAAAAAGAACAUAAAUCUGGACGAGUUGCCGUGGAAUUGCAUCAAACCCGUUUUAAUGAUCCUAAUGUCCUUCAUGGGUGCCCUUAUAGGCUCAGUGGCAGGAGCCCUGUAUGGAUCAAUGGGGGCAGUUGUAGGGAUUGUCAUUGGAUUUGUUGUACUAAUGCUCAUUAGUUUGUGGCUGCUCAGUCUAAUAACGUAUCCACAGGUUUGGACAGAGUGCAGGAUUGUACUACUGGGAAAAGCUGGAGCUGGAAAGAACAGAGUAGCCGGAAUCAUCAUGGGAGACAAAACGCUGAAUGAAGAGCGUGAAGAGUGUCUUUUACAUGAAGGUGAACAGGAAGGAAAGAAGAUCUACGUAGUGAACACACCAGGAUGGGACAGAAUUUCUAUAGAGUGCACUACAGAGAAAAUAAAAAAUGAAAUCGUCCGAAGUGUGACACUUUGUCCUCCAGGUCCCCAUGCGCUGGUUCUGGUGAUACCCAUAAACGCUGAUGAUGAACUAUCUGUAAAUGAACUUAAAUCAGCAAGUCGACACAUGGAGCUGCUCUCUAAAAGAGUCUGGCAUCACACUGUGGUGCUUUUCUUGUGUGAAGGACAUGUGGAGGAAUCCACAAUGAAAAAACACUUUCAGAAAGCAGAAAAACUCUUGGAAAAGUGUGGAGGCAGACAUUGUGUUAUGCGUCUGAGUGAAUCUGAAACCCAGGUCCAUGGACUCCUUGAAGAGAUAGACAGCAUGGUGGAAGAAAAUGCUGGUGAUUGCUUCCUGCCACAGACUGCCAAUGAACUGAUGCAAAGCAAGAUGCCAUACAAAGAAGAUACACAGAAGAAAACAAACAAACAGCAGAGUGAAGAAAAAGUAGAAGAGAAAGAUGUGCUUAGGCAGAGACGUGGAAGCCUCCAAGGGGCACGUCCUAGUAUUACUGCACAUAAAGAAGAUUCAGAAAGUCAAAGACCGGGAUCUGAGGCCAAAAAGAACAUGAAUCAGGACCAGUUGCCAUGGAAUUAUCUCAAACCAGUAGUAGUGAUCCUAAUGUCCUUCAUGGGUGGUCUUAUAGGCUCAGUGGCAGGAGCUCAGAAUGGAACAAAUGGGGCAGUUUUGGGGAUUGUCACUGGAUUUGUUUCAGCACUGCUCAUUAGUUUGUGGCUGGUCAGUCUAGUACGAAUGCCCUGUGAAGCUUUCUGCCCAGAAAGUCACACAGUCUUUGUGGAUAGAUGCACCAGCGCCAUCUACAGGACAGAUCUGGAAGCAGAACAAACAGAAAGUGGAUUCUCUAAAAGCAUUAAAUUCCCCAGCAGAAAUGAGUUCCUGAUAUUCUGCACAAAGCUGAGACUGCAGCAUCUGGCAGCUGAAUCUUGCAGUGGCAUCUCCGGUCAUGGACUUUCUCCGGCUGUGGCUGCUGCCAAAGUGAAAUUACAUGUAAUAAAUUUCAACAGUAAUACAGCCAUGGCAAGUGGAUCCUCACCAAAGGCUCCAGAGUGCAGGAUUGUACUGCUGGGAAAAGCUGGAGCUGGAAAGAACAGAGUAGCCGGAGUCAUCCUGGGAGACAGAACGCUGAAUGAAGAGAGUGAAGAGUGUCUUUUACAUGAAGGUGAACAGGAAGGAAGGAAGAUCUACGUAGUGAACACACCAGGAUGGGACAGAAUUUCUAUAGAGUGCACUACAAAGGAAAUUAAAAAUGAAAUCGUCCGAAGUGUGACACUUUGUCCUCCAGGUCCCCAUGCGCUGGUUCUGGUGAUACCCAUAAACCAUGAAGAUGAACUAUCUGUAAAUGAACUUGAAUCAACAAGUCGACACAUGGAGCUGCUCUCUAAGAGAGUCUGGCAUCACACUGUGGUGCUUUUCUUGUGUAAAGGACAUGUGGAGGAAUCCACAAUGAAAAAACACUUUCAGAAAGCAGAAAAACUCCUGGAAAAGUGCAGAGGCAGACAUUAUGUUAUGGGGCCGAAUGAAUCUGAAACCCAUGUCCCAGGACUGCUUAAAGAGAUAGACAGCAUGGUGGAAGAAAAUCAGGGUGAUUUCUUUCUGCCACAGGUUUACUAUGAAGUAAUGCAGAGUAAAUUACUACAAGAUACCAGAGAGCUGGAGAAAAGGUAUGAGGACAAAAUAGAAAUGCUAAAACAAAGAUACCAGAAGAGACUUAAUAUGAAUAAAAAACAAACUGAGGAAGAACCUUUGCUUAAGCGGAGACGUGAAAGUAUGGAGGGAACUCGUCCAUCUUUGAAGAAGUGGAUACGGACCAAGAGCAAGUACAUAGAUGAGAUUCAGGCACUUUAAUAACUUCACUGGCUUUCGGACUGAUUAAAGCUGCAAGUCUAGAGUGACAAUGUUCAACUCUAGAAAAACUGAAUACUGAAAAAUGAAGUAAAAUAUUUAAGUGGAAAAAUGAAAAUUUAAUUAAUUAAAAAAAUCUGAUUUAUUUCAUUUCCGAAAUGAAUAAAUUUCGAGCUGUAUAUACAUAUAUAAAUAUAUAUAUAUAUAUAUAUAUAUAUAUAUAUAUAUAUAUGUG
Hemibagrus wyckioides is the source of this 4185-nucleotide messenger RNA. RefSeq lists its product as uncharacterized. Gene Ontology annotation, molecular function: GTP binding. The record is from RefSeq and is a predicted model, not a curated record. Bases 864 to 3953 code for a protein of 1029 amino acids. The transcript is spliced from 12 exons. NCBI's taxonomy places the organism in Eukaryota, Metazoa, Chordata, Actinopteri, Siluriformes, Bagridae.